GAGCAGGUAGAGAGGCGCCGGGCUGCGGCUUCCGCACUUGGCCCGGGAAGGCGGCAAGCCCGGAGCGCCGCGGAGAAGCGCGUCCCAAGCGAGCAGCAGGCAAGAGAGGAGCCCGCGGCGGCAGCAGCCCCGCGACCAGAGGCCUCCGCCGGCCCCUUCCCGGGAGCCGCAGCCCGGCCUGGCGAGGCUAUGGGGAAGGUGCAGCAUUUCGAGAUCCGCCUGGGCGACAGCCGCGUCGUGUACAGCCCCGGAGAGCCGCUGACCGGCACCGUCACCAUCCGCUUGAGCGGCUCUCUCCAGUACCGCGCCAUCAAGGUGGUCUGCGUGGGCUCUUGUGGGGUGUCGAGCAAGAUAAACGAUACGGCAUGGACGGUGGAGGAGCAGUACUUCAACAGCACCUUGUCCCUGGCAGAUAAAGGAUUCCUGACGGCUGGUGAGCACACCUUUCCCUUCCAGUUCCUGCUGCCAGCUUCAGCCCCUACAUCCUUCGAAGGGCCCUUUGGGAAAGUUGUACACCAGGUCAAGGCUGUGAUAGAGACCCCGAGGUUCUCCAAGGACCACAAGUGCAGCAAGAUCUUCUAUGUUCUUUGCCCUCUGAACCUCAAUGAUAUUCCUGAAAUUGAGCAGGUGAACACUGCAUCAGUCACCAAGAAGUUCAGCUACAAGCUCGUAAAAACGGGCAACGUGAUUGUGAGAGCGACUGCAGACCUCAAGGGCUACGUGGUGGGGCAGGUCAUUCACCUGCAAACAGACAUUGAGAACAAAUCAGGCCGCGACACGGGCACUGUUGUGGCCAGUCUCAUCCAGAAAGUUGCCUAUAAAUCCAAGCGGUGGAUUUAUGACCUGAGGACCAUCGCGGAGGUAGAAGGCUCGGCUGUGAAGGCGUGGAAGCACGCCGAAUGGAAGGAGCAGAUCCUUGUCCCAGCGCUGCCGCAGUCCGUCCUGCAGGGCUGUAGCCUCAUUCACAUCGACUACUACAUCCAGGUUUCCUUGAAGUCUCCAGAAGUUUCUGUCGCCCUCCCUAUUUAUAUAGGCAACAUUGCUGUGAACAGAAUUCCUUUAAGUCCGUCCCGGUCAGUCCCCCACAUUGUCUCGCCAGUGGUUCCGAGCGCCCCUCCAGAAGACGAGGAGGCUGCCGGCGGCCAACACCCCAUGGAUAAUGUUUCCAUUCCCACAAAAAGCCAUUCCCAGCAGCAGCCCUUCAGCUACGCACCGGGCUUAAACUUCCAAGAGGCAAGGCUGGACUCCGAACAGACAGGCUCCCCGAACCAUCCCACGCUUUGCCUGUCCACAGGAGCGACCGUUCCAUAUUUUGCUGAGGGUACAGUGGUCCCAGUCCCCACAGCCAGUUCCCUCAUCUUGCCUCCAGAGUACAGCACCUGGGGAUAUCCAUACGAGGCACCUCCUUCCUAUGAACAAAGUUGCAGUAGUGCUAACUCCAGUCUGAGUAACGGCAACUAGUCUCUGGCUUAGACUCCAUCUGGCUUAUCAAGGGUUGGGGGAGGACAGCACAAAAGCAUCGCCCAGCAGGGCAGGGUCCUCGAAGAUCCCCGGCUGCCACUCACCUGCCUCGUGGAGAAUGCCUUGCACGACGGUCUCUGUUCUAGUACUGUACAGUUCACCAUCUUCCUUGCUGCUUUACUAUCUGAGCACCUGUGAUGCCUUACCUGAAAUGCUACCGAGUCGUCUGGUAUGAAUGGAGUGUGGAUUGUGUGUGUGUGUGUGUGUAUAUAUAUAUAUAUGUUUGUGUGUGUGUGUGUGUGUAUUUUUGAGUGCCACUCUUUAUCUACUGUGUGCUAACUGGAAUGGAUAUGGCAAAGUCUCGAUUUUUUUUAAAGAAACUUUUAAGGUGGACUAACACGUUUUUCUUAGUCUCCCUCACCUCUGGAUGCUUGUUGAAAGAGCCGUGUUUGUCCCAAAGCAGUUGUGUUCACCCUAUAGAGAGCGACGGCAAUAGUUCAGGCAGGGUACCGCUGAUUAACAUUCCUAUGGCAUGGAGUGAGUGCAGGAUUCCUCCUUCAGGGAAGUGCAAAACAAUGAAUUGAGAGGAGUGUUGGCUGAAUAGUUUUGUUUUUGUUUUAAGCUGAGUAUUGGUCUGUCACAGAGCUUGCACGAGAGCAAUCUUCCUCUAAAAGAUCCAAGAUGAGGAGUGUACUUUUCCCCCCUGAGGGGAUAGACUGUUCAGCAGUUUUAAAAAUGGAUCUUAAUCUUUUUUUAUGGCAUUGAGAUAGCAUGACCUUGCCCACCUGCCCAAGGCCUUCUGGCAGCUUGUGGUGGGCUGGCCCAGGUCGACUUCAAAAUGCCUCUCCAGGCUUUCCUUUCGAGUGCUAGAAGACGCUGCUCUUGACUGCCUCUCCUCCCGAAAUCACUGCAGCUUUGAACUGGUUGGAAACUGCCGACAAUCAAGAUUCUGUCCUAAUUCUACCUCUGAAUUCUCUCCCGAGGAAUAAGCCUGGACAUGGAGGGGUUGAGGAGGGGACUUUUUUAAAAUAAAGAGAAAAAUAUCCUUUUAUAAAAUAAAAUUUUAAAAAAUUGUUCCUUCAGACCAGAAAACCUGUUCUCCAGCGAAAGACCCCCCCCAAACGCACUCUUUAUAUUGUGUGCAAUACCUUCUCUGCCUGAAUGCUCCUGCUGUUUACAUCCCGGUGCUAUCUGGCUGAGAGGGAAUGGCCAGCCAGGUUCUUUCCCAAGUGGAAACAGCUCCAGCUGCUUCUCAGAAGGGCGCCUUCCAAAGCGAGAGUGGGCCUGUUCCAGAGGCAAGCCGUGUCCUGGAGCCCAAAGACAAUCUCAAGGCUGGCUUCUGAUCAUAGCUGGCCAGCUUAAAUGCUGCCCUUUCUGCUUGCAAGCUGUUGUAGCGAUGCUGUCGGCCUGACUUUGUCAUUAGAACUCCAGGCAUGUAAUUGGCCUUCAACAAACAGCUUGUGUAAGGGGGAGGGGGAUGCAGUAAAACUGGACGGGUGCCACAGUGCUGGGCAAGUGGGUUAACUCCCCCCACCCCACACACACAUUCACAACACACAUUCGAUUUCCUUUAUUGGAAAUGCCUUGAUUCCCUGAUAGGGGAAGAGCGGACAGGUAUCCAGAACAGCAUUUUAGGGGCAAAUGAUACACUGGGAUUUCUGAUCAUGGGACUCCAGUAUGGUGUGGUUUGGCCCUGAGAACAAAAGCCCCCUUUUGGGGUCUGCUGAUCUCUUGCAAAGUCCCUCCAGAGGUGCUGUGCAGUCAACCCCUCCUCUUCUCGCCAACAUAGGCAGAAAUUCGACACUUUCCUGCACCAUCUGUUUCUAAAGACGAUUCUCUCUUCUUUUUUUUUUGGUCUGUGUGUCCAUUUUGAUCAACUUGUUUUAAUGUUAAAAUUUCAAACACAAAUUUUAAUGUAUUUAAUAAAUUAUU
This is a messenger RNA of Eublepharis macularius, 3393 nucleotides long. It is a transcript of the gene ARRDC1, whose product is annotated as arrestin domain containing 1. The transcript has 8 exons. Gene Ontology annotation, biological process: protein transport. Gene Ontology annotation, cellular component: cytoplasm. Lineage: Eukaryota; Metazoa; Chordata; Lepidosauria; Squamata; Eublepharidae. Gene Ontology annotation, molecular function: ubiquitin-like ligase-substrate adaptor activity; ubiquitin protein ligase binding. The record is from RefSeq and is a predicted model, not a curated record. The coding region runs from base 190 to 1461 and encodes 423 amino acids.